Echinostoma caproni is the source of this 396-nucleotide messenger RNA. The record is from the annotation of a GenBank genome assembly. Lineage: Eukaryota; Metazoa; Platyhelminthes; Trematoda; Plagiorchiida; Echinostomatidae.
AUGAUUGAUCCGUAUAAGACUUUAAUUUUGCACACCGAACAAUCUGAUCGGUUCAUGUUUAUAUAUAAAGCCUGUGAUUCCCUUCCCGAAUGUGAUUCGUGUCCGGUGCACUUAGAACAAAUAUCGAGAGCACAUCCUGAAGAACCGACUUUUGGCAUGGUAGCAGCAGAAACUGAUGCAAAAUUCCCAAUGUUGAAGAAACUGAACAUUCGACUGCAGAUCCAACCCCCGGCGUACCUGGCUAUGGAGGAGACGGGGCGAUUGGCUGACAACUGGAGACUGUGGCGAACACAGUAUGCAGACUUUCGUACACUGACCGAAAUGGACCGCGCAUCUAUUCCCGUACAAUUGGCUUUUUCCGUCACACGAUUGGUCCGGCUGCUCUGUGUGACAUAA